CGGAUCCAGUUACAAAGUCGACAUCUUCAUUUGGUGGACUUGCACUGAGAGACAGGAGACAUCGAAGGACACGUGCUCGUCUCCAUCCAAAGACACCAUCUGUCCUGCAAAAACCAUAAUGUCAAAAAUAGACGCCCCUCCACCCUAUGAGGACGCACUGCAGCACCCUAAAUAUGAGAACUACCCCCAGCAGCCACAACAGAGCUCCACUGUUCCACCACCGCCAGCUUACAGUCCCAGUCCCGGCACGUAUCCCGGACAGCCAGGCUACUGGGGCCAGCAGGGCGCCUACCCUCAAUCUGCCAUGUGGGCUGCACCUGGAUUCUCUCCAUCUGGGAUGCUGCCCAUAAUUCCGACUCUGUCAGCUGAAGUGCCAGCAUCCAGCCCAGGAGACAUGGAGGACUUCCUGAGCACGCAGUGGGAGAGCACAUCGAUCCGUCAUGCCUUCAUCAGAAAGGUUUACUUAAUUCUAGCAGCUCAGCUGACUGUGACCUUCUCAGUUGUUGCCGUCUUUACAUUUGUUGAACCGGUGAAGACGUUUGUCAUCAGAUACCCCGGCGUCUACUGGGCAUCUUUUGUGGUUUACUUUUUGGUGUACUGCAUUCUGAUCUGCUGCAAAGGGCCAAGGAGACGUUUUCCAUGGAAUUUCAUUCUGCUGGCAGUAUUUACUGUUGCACUGUCUUACAUGACCGGAGCAAUUUCAAGCUAUUAUGAGACAAAAGCAGUGUUUCUCGCCAUGGGAAUAACCGCAGUGGUUUGCGUAGCUGUGACAAUCUUCUGCUUCCAAACGAAGGUGGAUUUCACCUCCUGCGGGGGAGUUCUCUGUAUUUUCUCUGUUGUGCUGGUGAUCAUUGGGAUUGUUACAGCCAUCGUCCUCUCCUUUCAAUAUGUUCCAUGGCUCCACAUGCUCUAUGCUGCAAUUGGAGCCAUUGUUUACACUCUGUUUUUAGUGUACAACACGCAGCUUCUCAUUGGAAACCGGGAGGUGGCUAUCAGUCCAGAGGAAUACAUCUACGGCACGCUGGCUCUCUACGUUGACAUUGUUCAUAUCUUCCUCUUCAUCCUUGAAGUCAGUGGAACUGCCAUGGAAUAACAUUUCAUUUGCUACAACUUUGGACAUACAUUAUGCUUCUGGAAUAAAACACAAUAAGUGAGAACCUAGAAAAUUACAA
Molecule: messenger RNA, 1172 nt
Organism: Thalassophryne amazonica
Lineage: Eukaryota; Metazoa; Chordata; Actinopteri; Batrachoidiformes; Batrachoididae
Product: protein lifeguard 3-like
Exons: 13
Coding region: 119-1093 (324 amino acids)
Biological process (GO): negative regulation of apoptotic signaling pathway
Cellular component (GO): endoplasmic reticulum; Golgi apparatus; membrane
Source: RefSeq, a predicted model, not a curated record